AUGGACUCCAACGCCACAUCCGCUCCUCAAGUGCCCCAUGAAGAAAUCCGGUUCGCCAUCCGCGAAAACUUCCCGUCGAUUUUCGAACCUUCUCACGCUCUAGGUGAUACUUUGAACUCGAUAAGGACAAAGAUCAACACGCUCAACGAAAUAGCUAACAGCACGAUUGGCGAUACCAGAGGCCAGGAGAUGACAGAUGCAAUAGAUGGGCUCCUUGAUGAUAGUGCUGAGGUGGAAGAGCAGUUCAAGGUUUGGCACGAGAAGCUCAACGUUGCUUAUACUCCAGGAAUCAUAGAGUUGACAUGGCUGAGCCAUCGUCUCACAAGCAUUGCGGUCAAGCAAGCCCAAACAUCGGCUAUGCAGCUUCCCGAUAUCCUCACUGUAGCUCCACCUUUCUCAUAA
This is a messenger RNA of Alternaria ventricosa, 402 nucleotides long. RefSeq lists its product as uncharacterized. The record is from RefSeq and is a predicted model, not a curated record. NCBI's taxonomy places the organism in Eukaryota, Fungi, Ascomycota, Dothideomycetes, Pleosporales, Pleosporaceae. Bases 1 to 402 code for a protein of 133 amino acids. The transcript has 2 exons.